This is a messenger RNA of Suillus subalutaceus, 3113 nucleotides long. Its product is annotated as putative transmembrane protein. The transcript has 9 exons. Gene Ontology annotation, cellular component: phagophore assembly site; autophagosome. The coding region runs from base 216 to 3113 and encodes 965 amino acids. NCBI's taxonomy places the organism in Eukaryota, Fungi, Basidiomycota, Agaricomycetes, Boletales, Suillaceae. The record is from RefSeq and is a predicted model, not a curated record. Gene Ontology annotation, biological process: protein localization to phagophore assembly site; autophagy of mitochondrion.
CUCGUCACUCCAUGCAAUUUCAUAGUUUCAUGCUGAGGACAUGGUCACACCGUGACGCCACUAGUUUCUGAGCGUCUGUGUGACAAGGGACAAAGUUACGCGUCCUUGGACUGUCUGGCGGUACGAACACCGACGACGCCAAUCCUGCCAUAUUCUGUCCAUGAACUUAGCCUGAACAACUGAAAGCCGUAAUUUACAGGUGACUGGUCCUCCGAAUGUCGUCUCCACCCUCAACUCGCCCCUCAACGUCUUCCAGAGCAAAUCUGCAUGGCUCACAGUCCGUAUAUCCGCCAGGAGGUCUCAUGAUGUCCAGUUCACGUCCCUUCCUCAACAUGAUUAAUCCAAUGAGCCGUACACACCAAGGCUAUUUUCAAGCUAACCAGUUCGUAGUCGAGGAAAAUGAGAGCGAACCCGCCGAGGAAGAUAUAGAAGCAGGCCACGCGACCACAGGAAACAUGUCCAAGAGCACCAAGUCACACGGAAAACACAGAGUAUCGUGGGACGGCCAGAGCUCCGAGAUGAACAUGCUACGGCCUAACAUACGAAAAGAGGACAAAACGUACGAACAGGAAUCGGAUGAUGAUGUCCCUCAGCGCUUCAUGAUAGAGGAUUCCUCGCCGUCUGGCCGCCCCUCUAAAGGCAAAGGCCGCUCACAACCACUUUAUUCCACACCCGCACGAUCGCUUCCACAUGCAACAGCGCCUCCUAUUGAUACUCUACCUAUGCUUUCAAUACCCCCUAGACCGUCAGAACUAGACGUCGACGAACCUCCGCAGACGCCACCACAUCAGCGGCCACAACCAUCACCCAAGCAUAUGCGUGGGUUGGACGACUACGAACGUGCGCUCUGGGACUGGGUCAACGUCUAUAACCUGGACGCAUUUCUGCAGGAGGUGUAUCUGUACUAUGAAGGCAAAGGGAUUUAUUCCAUAGCGUUGGCAAGAGGGCUCAAUCUCCUCACAGUAGGAUUCGUAAUUGGGUUUUCGACAUUCCUACUUGGGUGUGUCGAUUACAGCCGUAUUCGUGAGGAUGCAAUUACUCGGCUGUCGGACGUGGUGGUUGGCCACUGCGUAUCAAAGUUCUCUGGAUUUACGCUACUCUUCUUUCUACUCUUUGCUGCGUUCUAUAUCUGGCAAAUUAUAUCUUUUGUCUUCGAGGUCAUGCGCUUGGUAAACAUGUAUAAAUUCUACACCUACCUCCUACGCGUCCCAGAUGCCGACAUAUCUACCAUCGCCUGGCCCGAAAUCGUGCGCAGGAUAGGCGCAAUACGAGAAGAAAACCCCAUAACAGCCAUAUCUUCAGCGCAUGGCACUAAUGCCGCAACGCCAGCAACUGCUUCUCUCGACGCGCACGAUAUUGCGAAUCGUAUCAUGCGGCAAGAGAACUACCUCAUCGCACUGUUUAAUAAGGACUUGCUUGAUCUUCGCGUGCCACUUCCUCCCAAACUUAAACAAAUGUUGAGGCAAAGUGAUGACGGCAAGGGGCGGACGUUAACGAGGGUGUUGGAGUGGAAUUUGCGGUUUUGUUUGAUGGAGUACCUGUUUGACCCCCAAGGACGCGUCAGGAAGGUGUUCUUGAAGACCAAGAACAGAGCCGUCUUAAUUGAAGGGCUUCGUCGACGCCUCAUCUUUAUGGGUAUCUUGAACGCUAUCUUUGCACCAUUUAUUUUCCUCUACAUGAUCAUGUAUUCAUUCUUCCGCUAUUUCGAUGAAUACCACAAAAAUCCGUCAUCAAUUGGCAGUCGGCGCUACACACCCUUUGCGCAGUGGAAGUUUCGCGAGUUCAAUGAGCUCUCGCAUCUCUUCACGCGGCGGUUAGAUGAGUCACAUCCCCUAGCGAGCAUGUACAUUGGCCAAUUUCCCAACGAGAAGAUGACCAUCAUCAUGCGGUUCGUUCAUGACUUCUCUUUCAUUGACUGCACUGAUCACCUGUUUAGUUUCGUGGCUUUUAUUGCCGGGUCCUUCGCAGCGGUGCUCGUGCUCGCAUCUGUCAUCGAUCCCGAUUUGGUCUUGCACUUUGAGAUCACGCCGCAUAGGACUGUCUUAUUUUAUGUUGGUAUCUUUGGGGCCGUGCUUGCCGUCGCGAGAGGGAUGAUACCAGAGGAUAACAGGGUGUUCGAUCCUGAGCUGCUCAUGACGGAGGUCAUCCAAUAUACGCAUUACAUGCCAGAUGAAUGGAAGGAGGAGCUACAUUCCAAGAAGGUUCACCAAGAAUUUGGAGAGCUGUUUGCGAUGAAGAUACCCAUUUUCGUACAAGAGAUCGUCUCAGUCUUGACGACACCAUUCAUACUCUGGUUUUCAUUGCCAUCAUGUGCACCCGCUAUCGUUGACUUUUUCCAUGACUUUACUGUCUGGAUACCUGGGAGAGGGUAUAUAUGCAGCUUUGCCGAGUUCGAUUUCAAGAGGCACGGCAAUGUCAGGUUUGGAGCUCCUGCGCAGAACCAAGACGAGCGCAUGAUGUCUCGAGAGGGCAAGAUGGAAAAGAGUUUUUUGAACUUCAAGUCCGCAUUUCUCACGACUAUUCUUGUCAUCCAGGCAGCAAACCCCGACUGGAAUCCAUCAGAUCCCUCUGGUUCCCUGUAUCUCAGCCGCAUCGCCGACCUCAGUGCACGGCGCAGACUUUCCGCUUCAAGAACUGCAUUAGAUAAUACUAUCCUGCUGAACGAUGGCAACAAGGACCCCACGGAGCGUGCUCACGAAUACGACCGCGCUCUUCGGCAGAGUCAACAUGCUGCCCUCCGGCGAAGACUCCAGCUAGGUGGGGGCAACAUCGUCGCAGGUGGAGGCGGUAUCGCUUCUUCGACCAUAUGGCAGUCGGCCAUCGGCUCGAAUUCAGCUAUGGGCAUGGCGCAGACCGCGGUACUAGGCGACUCUCAGGGAAGUAUUGCACCUCUGCCUCCGCCGAUACGGAAUGAGGAUAGGAAUUUAGAUGAUGGUGUUGGUAGUGGACUGGGCGAUUCGUACGUUGAUGGGAACACUCAGGGCAAGAAGCCGUACGAGUCACAGGAGGAAGGGAUCAAUGACGAAGAGGAGUUGGAGGACGGUGGGGUACUUGGGCUGCUGGCGCAGAUAUAUGCCGCGAAGGGCCCUAAACAUGUUCCUGUUAUCUCAUGA